Messenger RNA from Lolium rigidum, 840 nucleotides. RefSeq names its product mucin-1-like. Bases 1 to 840 code for a protein of 279 amino acids. The record is from RefSeq and is a predicted model, not a curated record. NCBI's taxonomy places the organism in Eukaryota, Viridiplantae, Streptophyta, Magnoliopsida, Poales, Poaceae. The transcript is spliced from 3 exons.
AUGCGGGAGCAGUCACUUAUAAGGCCGCUGCGCUGGGCGUGGACGAAGUACCAAUCAGAAUGCCCGUCGUUGGUAAGAAGCUCCCCUAAUUUCCGGACUUGGCAAAAUCCCACCACCGCCGUCGCUGCUCCGCCGCUCCGGGCCGUCACCACUGCCGCCGCCACCGUCCUUCUCUCCCGGGCGACCCCUUCCUCCCCCACCUUGAUGCCGCCAACACACCCGCCCCUGUGCGCGCUUGCACUAGCGGCCGCCUCGAUCCGGGAGCUCGCCGAUUCGCCAGGACCAGGAGGAGGGGAGGGGUCCAGGACCAGGAGUAGGACAGGAGGUCCGGUCAUCACCGAACCGCCCACUCCUACCCCCUCGCCGGUCAUCACCGAUACUAGGUCGACAUCAAGAAUGGCCGCAAGAACCCCCUCUUCGUCACAUACCCCGGUAGAUGGCUCGGCAGCAUCCCAAGAUACGAAUGAGCCUCCUUCCGAAGAGAGCAACGACUCGUCUGACGAUGUGUCAGAUGAUGGAGAGUCUACACCUACCGCGUCUGGUAAUGAACAAGAAAAUGGUCUUGACUCUGAAGCCACGCAAGACCAGAUGCCUAAGCAAAAGAAGGCGCGCAAGGCUAGGAGACCAAACCAGUUGACUGACGAGACCUUCGUAAUCACUCGAGUUGAUGGCCGAGGUGUUCCUGCCAGUCCAGUAAAGUUUUCAAAGGGUUACAGCAACGCCAUAGGCUGCAUCGUGCGUGAAACCGUGAAGAUCACAUGCACGAACUUAAGGUCAAAAGAGCACGAGAACCUUCGACAAAGGCUCCUCAACAAGCUGUUCAAUCGAUACAUCCGCUAA